Molecule: messenger RNA, 2682 nt
Organism: Brettanomyces nanus
Lineage: Eukaryota; Fungi; Ascomycota; Pichiomycetes; Pichiales; Pichiaceae
Gene: RNR1
Product: ribonucleotide-diphosphate reductase subunit rnr1
Exons: 1
Coding region: 1-2682 (893 amino acids)
Biological process (GO): DNA replication; deoxyribonucleotide biosynthetic process
Cellular component (GO): ribonucleoside-diphosphate reductase complex
Molecular function (GO): ribonucleoside-diphosphate reductase activity, thioredoxin disulfide as acceptor; ATP binding
Source: RefSeq, a predicted model, not a curated record
AUGUACGUUUUCAAAAGAGACGGUCGUCGUGAGCCUGUUCGCUUCGACAAAAUCACAGCCAGAAUCUCUCGUUUAUGCUAUGGUUUAGAUGAUAAGCAUGUUGAUCCAAUUUCCGUGGCCCAGCGUGUGGCUACCGGUGUCUACGAAGGUGUCACUACCAUAGAGUUGGAUAAUUUGACUGCAGAAACUGCUGCGUACAUGACCACUAUUCAUCCAGAUUAUGCUACUUUAGCAGCAAGAUUAGCCAUCUCAAACUUACACAAGCAGACCAAAAAGCAUUUUUCCGAUAUUAUUGAGGAUCUUUUCAACUACUAUAAUCCAAAAACCCAUAAGAAGUCUCCUAUGAUUUCUCAACAGACCUACGAUGUGGUGAUGAGACACAAGGAUGAGUUGAACUCGGCUAUUAACUAUGACCGUGACUUCAAUUACAACUACUUUGGUUUUAAAACCCUGGAACGUUCCUACUUUUUGAGAAUCAACGGCAAAGUUGCCGAGAGACCUCAGCACUUGAUCAUGAGAGUGGCUGUUGGUAUCCACGGAGAUGAUAUUCCAAAAGUUAUUGAGACUUACAACUUGAUGUCCAAGCGUUAUUUCACCCACGCUUCUCCUACUUUAUUCAACGCAGGUACCCCACGUCCUCAGAUGUCUUCAUGCUUUUUGGUUGCCAUGAAGGAUGACUCCAUCGAAGGUAUCUAUGAUACCCUAAAGCAAUGCGCAUUAAUUUCUAAGACUGCUGGUGGGAUUGGUUUACAUAUUCAUAACAUUCGUUCCACUGGUUCCUACAUUGCCGGUACUAACGGUACCUCCAAUGGUAUUAUUCCUAUGAUGCGUGUCUUCAACAGCACGGCCAAGUACGUCGAUCAGGGUGGUAAUAAGAGACCUGGUGCCAUCGCCAUCUACUUGGAACCUUGGCACUCGGAUAUUUUUGACUUUGUCGACAUCAGAAAGAAUCACGGUAAGGAAGAAGUCCGUGCUCGUGACUUGUUUCCUGCCUUAUGGAUUCCUGAUUUGUUCAUGAAGCGUGUUGAGGAGAAUGGCAUGUGGACCUUGUUCUCUCCUUCUGAGGCUCCUGGUCUUUCUGAAGUUUACGGCGAUGAAUUUGAGAAGUUGUAUACUCGUUACGAGAAGGAAGGUCGUGGCAGACAAGUUGUCAAGGCCCAAAAAUUGUGGUAUCACAUUUUGGAAGCUCAGACUGAGACAGGUACCCCAUUCAUGUUGUACAAGGAUGCCUGUAACAGAAAGAGUAACCAGAAGAACUUGGGUACCAUCAAAUCUUCCAACUUAUGCUGUGAGGUUGUCGAAUAUUCGUCCCCAGAAGAGGUUGCCGUUUGCAACUUGGCCUCAUUGUGCUUACCGGCCUUUGUCGAAUCCGACGACAAGGGCUGUUCUUACAACUUUGAGAAGUUGCAUAAGAUUGCCAAAGUGCUUACACGAAACUUGAACCGUGUCAUUGACAGAAAUUAUUACCCAGUCCCGGAGGCACGAACCUCCAACAUGAGAAACAGACCUAUCGCAGUGGGAGUUCAAGGCCUUGCAGACACUUUCUUCCAGUUGCGGUUGCCAUUCGAUUCUACUGAGGCCAGAAAGGUGAAUAUUCAGAUCUUUGAGACCAUAUACCACGCUGCUCUCGAGGCUUCUUCUGAGAUGGCUGCUGAAGAGGGUACAUACUCAACUUAUGAGGGGUCUCCUGCUUCUAAAGGUAUUCUUCAGUACGAUCUUUGGGGAAAAAAGCCUACAGAUCUCUGGGAUUGGGAUACUUUGAAGGCUAAGAUUGCCAAAAACGGUUUGAGAAAUUCUCUAUUGGUUGCUCCAAUGCCUACUGCUUCCACCUCUCAGAUCAUGGGUUACAACGAAUGCUUUGAACCAUUCACUUCUAACAUCUAUCAAAGAAGAGUUCUUGCAGGUGAAUUCCAAAUCGUUAAUCCUUACAUGUUGAGAGACUUUGUCGACAUGGGAAUCUGGAAUGAUGCUAUGAAGAACUAUAUCAUUCACGAUAAUGGUUCCAUCCAGCACUUGCCUAAUGUUCCUGACAAGUUUAAGAAGUUGUAUCGUACGGUGUGGGAACUUCCUCAGAAGGCUAUCAUUGAUAUGGCAGCCGACAGAGGUGCCUACAUUGACCAAUCACAAUCCAUGAACAUCCAUUUACUGUCUCCAACAAUGGGUAAAUUGACUUCUAUGCACUUUUACGGCUGGAAGAAAGGAUUAAAGACUGGUAUGUACUACUUACGUACUCAGGCUGCUGCUGCUGCUAUUCAAUUCACUGUUGACCAAAAAUUGGCUAAAGAAGCUGGUGAGGUUAAGGCUAAUGUGGACGGCGUUGAAUUUAAGGACUAUGUCCCUAGAGAAACCAGCGCUGUUGAAAACGUCCCAGUUGUUAUGGACGAUUGUGUUCCAUUGUCUGCUACUAACUCUCCAAUCACAAGCUCUCACGACUCUACUCCUUUACCCGAGACUGAUUCUGUCUCGACUUCUGUUGAGACUUCGAUGGUUGAUCUUUCCUUAAAGGAUAAUAUACCGGAAGAUGAUAAACAGGAAGAAAAUGAAGACACUGAAGAGCCCGAGACUGCUGUUACAAGUGAAAAGAAACAAGCCGCUGGCGAUGAUGAGGUUGAUAUCUACAAUUCCAAGGUUAUAGCUUGCGCUAUUGAUAAUCCUGAGUCUUGUACUAUGUGCUCCGGUUGA